Rhagoletis zephyria (snowberry fruit fly) is the source of this 3183-nucleotide messenger RNA. Lineage: Eukaryota; Metazoa; Arthropoda; Insecta; Diptera; Tephritidae. The record is from RefSeq and is a predicted model, not a curated record.
AUGCAGCUGCUUCAAGUAAAAACACUUUGCCAAACUCUGUCAAUCUCCGCUCGGUUGACUUUGUCACUGUCAGCGCGUAAUCUUCAGAGCAAACCACUGCCCUACAAAGGACUUAAAAUCGGCAUUCCCAAAGAAAUAUGGCCAAACGAAAAGCGUAUAAGCAUGGUGCCAGCUUCGGCUGCGACGCUCUCAAAGAAAGGAAUUCAAAUACUGGUUGAAGAGGAUGCCGGAGUGAAUGCAAAGUUUUCCAACGCCGAUUUCGAAGCGGCCGGCGCGAAAGUCGUCGCUCGACAGGACAUUUUUGGCAACUCCGAUGUGAUCUUCAAAGUGAGAGCGCCCAUUCUGGAGACCGAGGUGGAUCUGCUCAAGGAGCGCACCUCACUGAUCAGUCUACUGUUUCCGGCCCAAAAUAAAGCACUGGUUGACGCCCUGGCUCGCAAGCAGCUGGACGUUUUCGCCGUCGACUGCAUUCCACGUAUUUCCCGUGCACAGACGUACGAUGUCUUGAGCUCAAUGGCCAACAUUGCUGGCUACAAGGCGGUUAUUGAGGCAGCCAACCAUUUCGGUCGCUUCUUCACUGGUCAGAUUACAGCAGCUGGUAAAGUUCCGCCCGCUAAGGUGCUUGUCAUUGGCGGAGGUGUUGCUGGUCUGGCUGCCUGCGGCACUGCCCGAAACAUGGGCGCCAUUGUGCGUGGCUUUGACACUCGUGCCUCUGUCAAGGAGCAAAUCGAGUCUCUUGGCGCCGAGUUUUUGGAGCUCAAGUUCAAGGAGUCUGGCGAAGGGACGGGCGGCUACGCUAAGGAGAUGAGCCCCGAGUUUCUCGAAGCAGAGCGGGUACUCUUCUCCAAGCAGUGCUCUGAAGUGGACAUUAUCAUCUCCACGGCGCUCAUUCCGGGCAAGAAGGCGCCGGUGCUCAUUUCAAAGGAAAUGAUUGCCCUGAUGAAGCCAGGCUCCGUCGUGGUGGACUUGGCUGCCGAGAACGGUGGCAACAUUGAGACGACCAGACCGGGUGAGGUGUACACACACAGUCCCUCUGGGGUGGUGCACAUCGGCCUCACUGAUCUGCCCUCGCGCAUGGCCACGCAGUCUUCGACGCUCUUCUCCAACAAUGUCACCAAGUAUUUCCUGCAGGCACUGGCCACGCCUGAGCACCCCGAUGCGUUCCACAUUAACCUGGAGGACGAGGUCGUUCGGGGCUCUAUUGUCCUUCACAAAGGCUCCUUUCUGUGGCCGGCACCACCACCACCGGUCACUCAGGUGGCUGCCGCUGCGACGCCUGCCAAGGAGCAAGUGAUGAAGGCACCGCCGAAGGAACUCCUGCCUAAGGAUUACUUCAAACAGACGAUGAACACUGCCCUGAUGUACAGCGCAGGACUCGGAUCUCUCGUAGCUCUGGGCGCAGUGAGUCCUAACGCCGAGUUCACGGUGAUGACCACCACCUUGGGCCUUGCUGGCCUAGUGGGCUAUCACACGGUGUGGGGAGUGACACCGGCUCUGCACUCUCCACUCAUGUCGGUGACGAAUGCCAUCUCCGGCAUUACCGCAGUGGGCGGCUUGCUGCUCAUGGGCGGCGGUAUGGUGCCGCAGACGCUGCCGCAGGCGCUGGGCGCUGCUGCGCUGACACUGUCGGCGGUGAACAUUGCCGGCGGCUUCCUGGUCACCCAGCGAAUGCUGGACAUGUUCAAGCGACCGACUGACCCCCCGGAGUACAACUACCUCUACCUGAUUCCCUCGGCGGUCUUCACCGGCGCCUACCUCAUGGCCAUGAUGAAUGGCCUUAGCCAUGUCAACCAAAUGGCCUAUUUAGGCGCUUCUCUGUGCUGCGUCGGUGCUCUUUCUGGCCUCAGCUCCCAGUCGACCUCCCGACUAGGCAAUGCCCUUGGCAUGAUUGGCGUCUCCACCGGUCUGGUCGCCACACUUGGCCUAAUGAAUCUCACGCCUGAACUGCUGAUUCAAAUAGGCGCCUGCAUGACCGGCGGCGGUGCCCUUGGGUUGGCCAUUGCCAAGAAGCUGGAAAUCACCGAUCUGCCUCAGCUGGUGGCUGCCUUCCACUCGCUCGUCGGUCUGGCUGCUGUCAGCACCUGCUUCGCUACCUACCUUCACGACUUUGCCACAUUCGCCACCGAUCCAGCUGCCACCACCAUCAAGACGGCGCUCUUUCUGGGCACCUUCAUUGGCGGCAUCACCUUCAGUGGCUCUCUCAUUGCCUAUGGCAAGUUGCAAGGACUUCUCAACUCUGCGCCCCUAUUGCUGCCCGGACGACAUGCUCUGAACUCUGCAAUGUUGGUCGCUUCGGCCGGCUCAAUGGCGUACUUCCUGGCAGACCCCUCCAAGUUGGCUGGACUGAGCUCUCUCGGCAGUGCUGCAGCGCUCUCUUCCAUUCUCGGCGUCACCCUCACGUCGGCCAUCGGUGGCGCAGACAUGCCCGUGGUGAUCACCGUUCUCAACAGCUACAGUGGGUGGGCGUUGUGCGCUGAAGGGUUCAUGCUCAACAACAGCCUGAUGACAAUUGUUGGAGCAUUGAUUGGCAGUAGCGGUGGCAUACUCAGCUACAUCAUGUGCAAGGCGAUGAAUCGAUCACUGCCCAAUGUUAUCUUGGGUGGGUUCGGGCAGACAGCUUCUGGUCCGGCAGCCAUCGUCUCUGGCACACACACCGAAUGGAAUGUGGACCAGUCAGUGGAGGCGAUUCGGGAGGCGAAGAACAUUGUCAUCACGCCUGGCUACGGUUUGUGCGUCGCCAAGGCUCAGUAUCCGCUCGCGGAGAUGGUGCAAAUUUUGCGCAAUCAGGGCAAAAAUGUUCGUUUUGGCAUUCACCCGGUGGCAGGACGAAUGCCGGGACAACUGAACGUCCUCUUGGCCGAGGCAGGUGUCCCCUACGACAUUGUCCUGGAGAUGGAGGAGAUCAAUGAUGACUUUACCGAAACUGACCUGACUCUGGUGAUCGGCGCCAACGAUACGGUGAACUCUGCUGCCGAGGAUGACCCCAACUCGAUCAUUGCUGGAAUGCCCGUCCUCAAGGUCUGGAAAUCGAACCAGGUGAUUGUCAUGAAGAGAAGUCUCGGCGUGGGCUACGCUGCCGUGGACAACCCUAUCUUCUUCAACCCCAACACGGCCAUGCUGCUGGGUGACGCCAAGAAGACCUGUGAAUCUCUUCUGGCCGGAGUGAAGCGCGCUUAUGAGUAA